AUGUUGACCAAGGCGACGGGGCUCUUUCUUAAAUUUCUUCGGGCUGCUGAUGCAACUGCGUUCGAGAAAAAGAAACCAGCCGAGCUCGCGAUGGUCUUGGCGGAGAAGGCGUGCAGCCCUGUGCACUCCGGAGCUCCUCCGAACAUGUUCCUCAUCUCUGGCCACCUCCUGAAAGCUUUCGACCUCAGUGCAGCCUCGUCCGAGAUCCAAGCUUGGAUCAAGGAGAAGCGUGAUGCCGAUGCCAACGCCGCGAGACUGUCCAAUCUGCAUCUGACCGUUGAAGCACUUGGCCUAUCAACGUCAACUACGGUCUCUGCCCUGUGGGGCAGUCUCGACGCGCUGAGCACCACGCACAGACUUCGGUUCCGUUACGUUCUGUUGAUGCUCGAGGCCGCCGCGAACAUUAUGAUGCCCAAAGAAGUGAUUGACUACAUGAAAGAACGUCUCGCGUUUCUGAAGACUUGGGCUGACGAGUUCAUCUGCUUCGAAGGCAUGAUGGUUGACGAGACCGAAGUCGUCGCUGAGUUCUGGGGCCCGACAUUCGAUGCCAUCCCUGCGCUCCAGAGACUUGCAGAGCGGGCGGCGUCAGACGCUCACUGGAGGAUGCAAGAAGCGAACAUCAAGAAGCAGAUGAUGCUGAAAACCAAGCCCGUGUUGAUUAAGGAGGAUGCGGUGCGCCUGCCCCCCUCGGAGAAGCCCAGAGGUGCAGAGUGGGAGUCUUUGACUAAGCCGCAGAUCGUCGCCGUGGCCAGUGCCGCGGCACUCCGGAACUCGAAGCAGGCGCGCGCCGAGCGCGUGGCCACUUGGGCAGCAGCCAAGGCGUGCUUGUACAACGACGGCCUAGAGAAGUUCUAUGAGCUCGCCAAGGCUGCGGAUGCUGCGGCCGCGGCGGCUGAGGCGUCCGCGGAUCGCACGACCGCGACGCCUGCCGAGGUCGACGAUCCGCGCCAGCAGGAGCGGCGGGAUCGGGAGAAGGAGGCCACCGCGACGACCGAUGAGGCGGUCGAAGCGGCUAUCGCUGCGAAGGUCGCGGAGGCGCUGGCGUCGCUGCAGACAGAGAAGAUCGGCAACAAGGAGUGCGCGAACGUCUUCUGCAGCAUGCUUGCCUCUGAUAAGGCGCGCGCCACCUGCGAGGCGCAGCGCAUCGGCAUCAUGAUGACGAACUGCGUUCAGUCGGGGUGGACAAUGAACCUGGCCAAGACCGCCAAUUCGGAUGUGAAAGAUUCUGGGCUGCAACACAUCCUUGCCCAACCCUCUGCGCUAUCGAGUGGUAAAGGUGCCGUGCCAUGUUUCCUAGACCUCGCCAAUCCCAACCUUCAUGCGGACUCACUGGGCAUCCGCCUCGAGCUCGUCGGAGAUAUUGUCCUAGCUCCUGCUGACCGUGAUUGGGGUAGCCAGCUUCGCGUGGAGUGCGGGGCCAUGACCGUCGCGGGGCACCCGUUCACCAUGUGGAUGCUGCCGACGUUGCACCUCCGGGACCCUCGGGGGUCGUUGCAUUGCCUUGCCUGGACGAUCCCGCUGGCGAAGGCCAAGCCGUCGAAGAUUGACACCGACGGCAAUGCUGUCGCCGCGGAGCCAGCCAACCCCAGCAUGACGUUCGAUAACGAGAUGGAGGAUGUGCAG
This is a messenger RNA of Prorocentrum cordatum, 1623 nucleotides long. NCBI's taxonomy places the organism in Eukaryota, Dinophyceae, Prorocentrales, Prorocentraceae. The record is from the annotation of a GenBank genome assembly.